This is a messenger RNA of Hibiscus syriacus, 543 nucleotides long. Its product is annotated as probable trehalose-phosphate phosphatase I. Bases 1 to 543 code for a protein of 180 amino acids. Lineage: Eukaryota; Viridiplantae; Streptophyta; Magnoliopsida; Malvales; Malvaceae. Gene Ontology annotation, molecular function: trehalose-phosphatase activity. The record is from RefSeq and is a predicted model, not a curated record. The transcript has a single exon. Gene Ontology annotation, biological process: trehalose biosynthetic process.
AUGUUUCUCUCCCUACUCUCUUCAGAUAAACCAGAAGAAGCUAAGGGAAAAAUGGCUAACCAACAAAAUGUAGUGGUUCUUGAUGUGAUAUCGCGUGGAGUUAGGAAUGUGUUGCCUCCAUCAUCUCUUCCAGUACCCGAGUCCUUUUCACCUCAAGACCUUAAGAUGCUACUGAUGAAGAAGUUGGAAACUGAAAAAGGAGGGGCUAAAAUCAAUGCCUGGUUGGAUUCCAUGAGAGCUUCUUCUCCAACUCGCAUCAGGUCUGCUUCCUUACCAGAAACCGACGACCGAAGCUCCUGGAUUGUUCAUCAUCCCUCGGCUUUGAGCAUGUUUGAGCAAAUAGUAGCUGCAUCAAGAGGGAAACAGAUUGUCAUGUUUCUUGAUUAUGACGACACAUUGUCUCCUAUUGUCAAAGACCCAAACCGAGCUCUCAUACACCCUCGGAUGGUGAAGGCGCCAGGAAACAUUCUCAGGUUCCUUGGAGUAACUCUUGAUAAAUGUGAGAAUCUCAUCGACUCUUUGGUUAAUAUUCUCAUAAACUAG